AUGAAAAAUCCACCCCGUAAGCAAAAACGCUGUAUUUGCGACACCGAGGGCCUACUAAAACGCAUCACAGGGCACCCACCUCCGUUGCAAUCUACGGAAAUAAAUAAAAUACGCCUUGGUCUCUUUACUGAGAGGAAUUCUGAUGGCACUGCUUAUUUAGUACUACGAGGUAAUGACAUCUACGAUCGGUGUAAAAAACGCAUUUGUGACGCUGAUAUUCGUGCAAUAUACGUAUACAUCCGGGAUUCCCCGAAACGCAUCACAAGGCUCGAUCUAGCGUACAAUAAAAUAACAGACGUCGGCUUCUUCAAACUAUUGAAGAAACUUCUCGUAAAAGGCCGAUCGAGCAUUAUAAAUCUGAACAUCAUGAACAACAAUUUAACGGAGACGUCCAUUUUGAAUUUAUCAAAAUACGCGGAGUUUUUGAAACUCAAGUAUCUAAGGAUCAAUGGAAACGAUUUCGGCGCAAAGGGUGGUGAAUAUUUCGCAGACUUUCUAGUUAAAAAUAAAAGUCUUGAGUACUGUGAUAUUGGUGAAACAGGACAGACGCUUACAAGCAUAGCCCAUAUUAUUACGGCUUUGAGAAUCGACCACGGCGCGAACAGCACUUUGAAAGUACUUGAUUUGAGUCGAGUUGUACCAUUGUUUAAUCGAUAUUCAUAUGAAACAAAGUGGCUUGCCUAUCACAUGGAAUACCUGUUAGAGAGAAAUAAAACUAUCAUCGAAUUGCAUCUGCAAAAGAAUGAAUUCAUCGGGCAUGAUGUAGAAUAUUUUAUACGCGGUCUGCGCAAAAAUAACACUUUACUAUACUUGGAUUUAGGAUAUAAUAAAAUCGGUGAUUAUGGAGCAGAGUUAUUUGCUGAAUAUCUUAAAGAUAAUCCUGCUUUAAUAUUAUUAAACAUAGCUGGUAAUAGUGUUCAGGACACAGGAGCAAAAGCGUUAAGUUUCGGAUUACCAUUCUCAAAAAUACGUGCGUUAGAUGUGUCGUACAACAAAAUAACAGACGACGGCCUCCAGGAUUUAUUGAACACAUUGAAAAAGGCGUAUUAUUUACGGUUUUUCAACAUAUUCGGAAAUAAGAUUGGCCACGAAACCUGUGUUAUAAUAGAACGAAUGUUGUUAAGCGGUGCGUUAUUUCAACAUACUAUAGAUGUUAAAUUAUAUGAAGUAGAUGAGGUUUUAUAUGCAGCGUAUUAUCCAAACCCUGCUGAUAGGAAUAAGCACUUAUAUUAUUGUGAAAUGGACUUUGGAUUCGCCCAACCAAUCUAUCAUAUCAAACGUAACGUUUUGUCAGAAAAGAGAAUCGUAAAAGUUGACUGUAAACAACGACACAAACUUGAUAAGACAGACUUUAAUAGAUUUUAA
Colias croceus (clouded yellow) is the source of this 1365-nucleotide messenger RNA. Its product is annotated as leucine-rich repeat-containing protein 34-like. Gene Ontology annotation, molecular function: protein binding. The transcript has a single exon. The record is from RefSeq and is a predicted model, not a curated record. Lineage: Eukaryota; Metazoa; Arthropoda; Insecta; Lepidoptera; Pieridae. The coding region runs from base 1 to 1365 and encodes 454 amino acids.